AAAAAACUCAGUAAGUAUCUAGGUUUCUUUCUUUCACUUGUCCCGGCCUCUUGAGCCAGAGUUUCUCUACCGAAACAACCGCCCUUUCGGGUUUUCAAAUCACGAUUAGAAUGAAACUUAAAAAUUUAACGGUACGGAACUACAUCGAGGAAGUCGAUAAAGCCAGAGUGGAAGAUUUAGAAAGGCGGUGCGGGGUAGGGCCGGAGGAUCACGCCUUCUUCACGGAUACGAUGGGUGACCCCAUUUGUAGAAUCCGAAACAGUCCUAUGUACAACAUGCUGGUAGCUGAAUUUGGCAGCGAGAUUGUGGGUGUGAUUCAAGGCUCAAUAAAGGUGGUUACUAUUCAUAUCAAUCCCGCAAAGAAUAUGGCCAAGGUUGGCUACAUUCUAGGCCUAAGGGUCUCCCCACGGCACCGGCACAACGGCAUCGGUUCGACCUUGGUUCACCAUUUGGAGCAAUGGUUCGUAGCCAACGGGGUCGAUUUUGCUUACAUGGCCACCGAGAAAGACAACCUGCCGUCCGUCAAUCUCUUUACCGAAAAACUCGGGUUCAUCAAGUUCGCGAGCCCAACAAUCCUAGUCCACCCCAUCCACCAAAUCCCAUUCCAAUUGCCGUCCAGGAUCGAGAUAUCCAAGCUCAGGAUAGAACAGGCGGAGUUCCUCUACAGGAAAUUCAUGGGCUCGGCCGACUUUUUCCCGCUUGACAUCGACAAAGUGCUCGGAAGCAAGUUGAGCUUGGGGACGUGGGUGGCUUAUCCCAAAGGCGAGACGUGGGGCGAAUACCGGGAAGGAGUGCAGGCUGUUAUCCCGGAUAGUUGGGCGAUGCUGAGUGUUUGGAACAGCGGAGAGGUGUUCAAACUGCGGAUAGGGAAACAAACAGCGUCUUGCUUCUUAUACGAAAUGUACUCCAGAUUGGUGGACAGGUUAUUCCCGUGGUUUAAAUCCGGCGAGGUGUUCCCCGAUUUGUCGGACCCUUUCGGGUUCUAUUUCAUGUACGGGGUGCACCAGGAGGGUCCGCGGUCGGGGAACAUGGUUCGGGCCCUGUGCAAAUUUGUGCACAACAUGGCUAGUAAGUCCGGCGGGGGCUGUAAAGUGAUAGUCACAGAAGUUGGGGGUACUGGAGACGAGUUGAGACAUCAUAUUCCGCAUUGGAAGUUGCUCUCGUGCCCGGAAGACUUGUGGUGCAUGAAGCCCUUGAGAAACGAAGAGAUGGAAACGGCCCGGCUGCGUGAAAUGACGAAGACACCCCCGGCCGGAGCUCUUUUUGUAGACCCAAGAGAGGUAUGAGCAAACCUGCGGUCCGUAUGUGUGGUUAAGGGCAAGCGUGGUGGCUCGUCGCGUCAAGAAUUAGACUCGCGGUUGGGUUUUCUUCCCCAACUCAAUGCGUGAUAUUAAUUUUAGUUGUUUCAAAAAAAGAGGGGAUCACCGGAGAAAAUAACCGAAAAUAAUUUCCAAAUAAGCCAAGACUUUAUAUGUGUACUUGGUUCAGAACGACAUGACAGUGAUAUUUUCAAAUUUACAACCCUCAAUGUGGGUAAAUAUAGUUGGAAAUGAAAUGAUCACAAAAGAUUCCCAACAUUA
Rhododendron vialii is the source of this 1580-nucleotide messenger RNA. Its product is annotated as probable N-acetyltransferase HLS1-like. The record is from RefSeq and is a predicted model, not a curated record. Bases 111 to 1286 code for a protein of 391 amino acids. Gene Ontology annotation, molecular function: acyltransferase activity, transferring groups other than amino-acyl groups. The transcript is spliced from 2 exons. NCBI's taxonomy places the organism in Eukaryota, Viridiplantae, Streptophyta, Magnoliopsida, Ericales, Ericaceae.